UAGAACUGUCAAAAAUAAUUCAUAAAUUUUAACCCAACCAAAACAUGAUAAUUUUGUUUACUAAAAUCUCAUUUAACUUUGAUAUCAUAAUUUAAGCUAAGUAUGUCUCUCCUUGUUUUGGGGGAAGCUUCAGAAUCUGAAGAAGAAACCAUUGUCGAUAGGCCCAUUGUCUACGCGAGAGCUGUUCUGGGGGAAGCUGCUGAAUCUGAUGAAGAUGUCUAUGAUAAGAACGAUAACAAGACAUCUACGGAAUCCAACCAGCGAACAAUCAACCACAAUGAAUUCUUCCACAAAAAGCUAGUUGAGUCAAACAUAGCUCUGUGGAAAAGUCUCAAUGCUCUCAUCCGAAACGUAGUUCUCUCUGCCUCCAAGCAACUCUUAAGUGCGGACCAACUCCUCAUCAAGUCUCAGGUUUCUAUGCAAUCGGCCCUUAGUUCUGUCAAGGUCAGUCAAACGAAUGUCAAGCAAUUGAAGGAAAAGACAGAGGAUAUUCUCACGGCGAACUUUAUUCCCGAAAUAAAUAUUAAAUAAAAAUAAAAUA
Eupeodes corollae is the source of this 541-nucleotide messenger RNA. It is a transcript of the gene Blos3, whose product is annotated as biogenesis of lysosome-related organelles complex 1 subunit 3. Gene Ontology annotation, cellular component: BLOC-1 complex. The transcript is spliced from 4 exons. Lineage: Eukaryota; Metazoa; Arthropoda; Insecta; Diptera; Syrphidae. The record is from RefSeq and is a predicted model, not a curated record. The coding region runs from base 103 to 531 and encodes 142 amino acids.